AUGGAGGAACUUCAGUGCAGGCAAAUGUUCAUGGACGAAGAAGAGACGUUCAAGACUAAGAAUAAGAGAGAAAACUGCUCAUUGGCCGCCAUGAAACCACCACCCACCUCAUCAUCAUCUUCUUCACCUUCUCCAUCUCCUUCUUCUUCACGUAGUCGCAGGGGGGCCAGAAAAGGUGGAAAUGGGUUUGCGUGCUGA
Messenger RNA from Ilex paraguariensis (yerba mate), 198 nucleotides. The record is from the annotation of a GenBank genome assembly. Lineage: Eukaryota; Viridiplantae; Streptophyta; Magnoliopsida; Aquifoliales; Aquifoliaceae.